Molecule: messenger RNA, 612 nt
Organism: Cyphellophora europaea CBS 101466
Lineage: Eukaryota; Fungi; Ascomycota; Eurotiomycetes; Chaetothyriales; Cyphellophoraceae
Exons: 2
Coding region: 1-612 (203 amino acids)
Source: RefSeq, a predicted model, not a curated record
AUGCAUUACUCCCACGUCGCCGUCGCCACCCUCCUCCCACUCCUCGCCUUCGCGCAGGACAGCGGCACCAUCACCGACACGGCCGACCAGCCCGGCGAGACCAUCAACGGCGGUCUCAACGACAGCAAUGGCGGCACCCAAUGCCCUGGCGUGCUGUAUAAUAACGAAUACUGCUGCGUCGGCGGCCAACUCACCCUAAGCACCUGCCCAGGCUGGCCCAUCUGCACCGGCCCUGGCACCGUCGACACCGCGACGCAAACCGAGUCUUGCGUGACUCGCAUCCCCGUCACCGCGUCUGACUACAGCGCCCUCAUCAGCAGCUACAGCGAGAGCCUCAAUGGGGGUGCAGCUACUACGGCACAGGGGAGUGGUGGCUCUGGCGCUGCGGAGACUAGUGAUGCUAGCAGCAGCGGCAGCGCUUCUUCUAAUGGUGGCAGCGGUGGAGGGAGUAGCGCGACGGCCGCGAGUGGCAGCGGCAGCGGCAGUGGCAGUUCCAGCAGCUCUGGCAAUGCGGCGGCGGUGGCGCCGACGGCUGGGGUAUUGGGCGUGGGUGGAGUGGCGCCGAUGGGCGUGCUCGCUGGUGGCGUGCUGGGGUUGGCGGCGCUGUUGUGA